Molecule: messenger RNA, 6891 nt
Organism: Kwoniella botswanensis
Lineage: Eukaryota; Fungi; Basidiomycota; Tremellomycetes; Tremellales; Cryptococcaceae
Exons: 6
Coding region: 1-6891 (2296 amino acids)
Biological process (GO): negative regulation of translation; nuclear-transcribed mRNA catabolic process, deadenylation-dependent decay
Cellular component (GO): CCR4-NOT core complex; P-body
Molecular function (GO): molecular adaptor activity
Source: RefSeq, a predicted model, not a curated record
AUGUCAAUCCCUCCUCCCGGACUGGGAGGUGGGGUCAACAGGACCGGUCCGCCGCCGGGAUUCGGUGGUGGUAAUGUUGGAGUGACACAUUCGCCAGUCAGCGAUGCCAGCGGAACAGCAUCUAAUGCCGCUAGUACGGGUGCUGGCGCGGGCGGAAGAAGAGAUGGUCAAGGUGGUCCCGCAGUCAUCAUCAGGGCUCAGAUAGUGUUUUUGUUGACUACUUUCACGGAAGAUAACUUUGAUAAAAUGUCUACCGAGAUCAGAACACUCGCAUCAUCCAAUGGACCUGAAAUGUACCAUCACUUCCUCCGAAGAGCUGUUGCCGUUGCAAAUCCCAUCCUCCAAACUCUUAUUCAACAUUCCCAACAAUAUAAGGACGAUCCUGCCGCCCCGCCUCCUCAACUCCCUACAACAGGUCAAGCAGCUUUGGUCUGGCGACUGCUAGUGACAGAAGCCAUCAGAGCCGCUAGAGAUGUUCAAUUAGCGCCGCACUUCUCUUUCAUCAUGUUAUCACCAGCACAGAGCACACCAUUACCGCUACCAUCUCUUAGACUAUUCAAUUUACCUCCGGCAAUGUUAUUCUCCCUCUCAGCAUACACACUCGCAUCGCCGCACGUGUUCCCACCAACUCAUGCAUCCUUCGCAGUCUUCCACGCUAUCUUGUCACAAACAUUUCAACCUACCAUGGAACUGUUACGAUCACCCGGUGUGCCCUUCUGGACUAUGACAGCUAUCCCAGGGAGAGAACCUUUCACAGACGAUUUGACUUUACAAGAAGCUAGAACCUUGAUACUCGCUUUGUUCCCUCGCUCUCAAUCGUCAUCUGGUGGCAACUCUACCUCCAGACCUGCGACUCCGACUAACCCCACUUCACCCCAUUCAUCACCUCUCAACUCGAUGCAACGUCAAACCCUCGUCGGAUCGCUGACUGUCAAAUUCUCUUCUCCCGCUAUCAUCUUACAAACCCUUUCAGCUUUAUCGCCCGGUGGACCCCCAAGAUCACCAGGUGCCAUUCCACUGGAGGAUAUCCUCUUCGAAUUGGGCGAAAACCUCACUCAAGACGAAGGUACGGUAGAAGCGGUUGUGGGUAGAUGGUGGGGUCCUUAUCUCUUAGAAGCAUUGUCGCCUGAAGAGCAACGCAAGCAAGUCACAGAAGAAGCAUGUCAUGUAGUUCAUGGAUUAUGUGAGGGAUUGCGAAUGGGUCGUCAGGUGGAUUUGCACGGCGUCAUCAAGGGAAUGUCAGCGAUACCAUCCAUAUCAUGGCCUGACGUGGUCAAAUCUUUCGACUCGCCUCUGACCCUUGCCGCCUAUCAAACUUCUAUACCCCUUAUCAUCUGUCUGAUUUACGUUCCCCCUCAAGCACCUAUACCUCCUCUCGCUGGAUUAUUGCCUGCUUCUCUGGAUGCUCCGACUUGGGAGAACAUGUCAUCUCUCCUUUCAGUCCUCUCCCUUCUUACGAUUCUACCUCCCGACGCUAUGCCCAUUUUCACGAUGCCUUCUGCGCCUUCCCCUCAAUCAUACGCUCGUAUAGUUAAUCCUCCAACCUCCGACUCACAAUUGAGCAAGACAGCUCGUCAACAGGCCAAUGAUCUUCAGGGUGCUGGUCUUUGGAACACAUUGGGUCUGAUUCAAGUCUUAGUGAAUGCCUGUGGUCUCGCUGAGACGGAUCAUCCCUCAGAAAGAGAGAGAGAAGAAAGAGCCGACAUCGGAAGAAGAGCUACGGAUAUGCUCGAGAGUGCUGCUAAGUUGGCUCCGGAACUCGUAUUACUGGCGUUGGAAAAGCUACCUGUGAGUUUGAACCGUUGCAACAAAGCUGACAAUCAGAAACCUCUUCCUCCCUCUGUGGCCAAUAUGCACACCCGUCUUCUCGCUGUCUACCUUUCCUCAGCAGCAAAUGCGAUGACCUCUUCAGCUCUUGUCUUCCAUCAAAUGUGGCAAGCUAGUCCGGAAGGUCUGCUAUCAGUGUUGUUAGAGUUCUAUGGCGAGGAUGAGAAUAAUCUAGGAAGAAUCGUGGAGAUAGCUACAGAGCUCAAGAUUCUUCAUAAAUUACUUGCCUCUGAGAACCUGCACUUCACCCUCGAUGUCGCUGCUCUCGCUUCAAACAAGGAUCUUCUCGACCUGGAGAAAUGGCUUGCCGAUGGUAUAGAGGUUAAAGGUGAAGACUUCUUAGAAGCGAUCUUUGACUUCGUAGAACACAAGAUCCGUCUCGAACAAGAUCAUCAGCAUGCUCCGGAAUCCGCGCCUCCCCUUCUCUACACUCUCGGCACAAGCGUCUACUCCAUCUUCAUCCGAGUGGUCCGAAAUGCUCCAAAUCUCUCUCGAGAAGAUGUUUCUCGAUUCAAACAUCUCCGUACCGAUAUUCUCAUUCUUCAGCCUCGUCUCCUUAAUCUCAAACCCGGCAGCAAAGCAGAACAAGGUUUCUCAGAAGCCAAAUUCCCUAAAGAAAUUGUCGACAAAGUGGAUGAGAUGUACCAGCAGAUGUAUAGUGGUCAAUUGAAACUGGAUGAUGUGAUCGACGAGCUUAAGCGAUGUCAGAAAUCCGAUGACCCGGUGGACCAAGAUACAUUCGCGCAUGCUCUUCACUCUUUAUUCGACGAAUACAAAUUUGUCAAAUCCUAUCCGCCCAAAGAGCUCACCAUGACCGGUUUACUUUUCGGUGCCAUCAUCGAUUACCGCUUAGUCAAGGAUACUCCUGCCUUCGUUGCGACUCGAUAUGUCCUCGAUGCUUGUAAAACCCCACCUCACGAAGCUCUUUACCAAUUCGGUAUCAAUGCUUUAAGCAUAUUGCGAAACUCUUUGGUGGAUUUCCCUGGUUUAUGUCGAUCCUUACUCGAAAUUCCCGCUCUUCACGAAUCUCAUCCUGUGCUCAUCAACGAUAUUCACCAAGCUUUGGUAGAACGAGAAGAAUUAGACAUGCAAGGUGGAGUCAAGCUUGCCUUCCCUGCUCUCAAAUUGCCCAUUUUGAUCGAAGAAGGAGACGAUGAAUUUAGAGAACCUGAACCAAGGAAGAAGGAUGCUUUCAUGUUUAUCAUCAAUCAAAUCGCUCCUAGCAACUAUGAAGCGAAAGCUCAAGAUUUGGUCGGCAUUUUCGAAAACCAAUAUUCUCGAUGGUUCGCACAUUACUUCAUCGAUGUGCGAGUCAGUCUUGAGAUGAACAGACACGACAUCUACAUGCAGCUCCUUGAAGCUCUUCAUUCACCAGUCUUCGAGAAACAUGUUCUUUGGGAGACAUACCGAAAAGCUCGAGAUUUGCUCAAUUCGGAAGCCACUAUGAACUCAGCAUCGGAAAGAACGACGCUCAAGACUGUUGCCAGCUGGUUAGGAAAGAUCACUCUGGCCAGAAACAAGCCCAUCAAGCUAAGGGAAUUGUCGGUCAAAGAUCUGCUUAUUCAAGGUUUUGACACAAAGCGACUCAUCGUUGCAAUUCCUUUCGUCUGCAACCUUAUUCUUUCUUGUAAAGACUCUAUCGUCUUCCACACCCCCAACCCUUGGCUCAUGGCGAUCCUUCGACUCCUUGCUGAAUUCUACCACUUCGCUGAACUCCGUCUCAACCUCAAGUUCGAAAUCGAAGUAUUGUUUAGCAAACUUGGUGUUGAGUUAGAAUCAAUCGAACCAUCGAACCAGCUUCGACUACAUGUGCCUCCUCCGCCACCUCAAGGAGAAUUGCCGAACCGGCUCGAUCUCGAAUUGCAAAGAGCCACGAGCGAGAUUAUGAAUGGUGGUCAAAGAUUCGCGGAACUUCCUGGUAACGAAGCUUACGCCCGAAUGCAACAGCUUCAAACUGAACAGGCUGCUCAAGCUGCUCAGGACUCUAUCAACAGGCGAGUAGACGAACUGAUCGCUCAACUACCUCAAUACCUCAUCUUUAACCAGGAUUACCCCAUCUUUACCGCUCCUACCCUCAAACGAAUUGUACAUCAUUCCAUCGAUCGAGCCAUCCGGGAAAUUAUUGGUCCUGUCAUUGAGCGAUCUGUCACUAUCGCCGGUAUUUCCUCCCGAGAUCUCAUUCAGAAAGAUUUCGGAAUGGAGGGUGAUGCGGUCAAGAUGCGUUCAGCUGCCCACAUGAUGGUACAGAACUUGGCUGGAAGUUUAGCUUUAGUCACUUGCAAGGAACCGCUCAGAACGAGUAUGAUCGGCAAUAUCAAGCAAAUGUUAGAACAGAACGGUUAUACGGAAGACUCCAUGCCCGAUGCUAUGAUCGCCGGAGUGGUAAACCAGAAUCUAGAUGUCGCUUGUUCAGUUCUCAAGAAAGCAGCUAUGGAGAAAGCCGCUAAAGAUAUCGAUGUCAACCUUGCUCCUCAAUAUGCUGCUAGAAAAGCUCACCAGAACUUGCGAUCUCAAACUCCUUUCUGGGACGGCGCUUCAUUCGGCUUCGCUCUUUCGCACAAUGCUCUCCCUGAUCCCUUGAAGUUGCGACCUGGAGGCCUGACCCCCCAACAGUUCAGAGUCUACGGGGAUUUCGGUGAACCAACUAGAAUGAUCAGUCACCCCACUCCGCCUGCCAAUGGGGAUUACCUUGUGGCUCAAUAUAGGGAUCUCAACUUGAACGAUGGACUGGUCCCUUCCGAUAUCAAGCGUGGUCCUUCACCAAGAGUUUUCAACCAAAACAUCGUUGAAGGACCGGAAUCUGUCGCUUCUCCGCAAGCCAUCCCCCCUCAAACUAGCGUUGACAAGUUCCAUGAACUCGCUUCUGAGAUCGAGAAACUCCUCGCUCAAAGUUCCGCUUCCAACAUCUCUGCUCUCCCAGCUGAACAUGAGAUCAGAAGUUUGAUCCGAGGUGUCGUCAUCAUUGCCAACCAAUCUGCAAACCGAGAUUCGACGACUCUCACUAUCGCACAGAAGGUUGUUCAAUUACUUUACCGAUCUAACGCCCAACUGUCGAGAGAAGUGUACGUAUACUUGCUGCAGCAACUAUGCGAUUUGUCACCUAAAGUCAGUAGAGAGGUCAAACAAUGGUUGGUAUAUGCCGAGGAUCCUCGGAAAUUCAAUGUUCCAGUCACCGUCACUCUCAUCCGAACGCAAUCUAUCUCGGUACACGAGCUCGACGCUGCUUUGGCACAAGUGAUCAUUCGAUCCUAUGCCCAAGAGGUUAUCGAUUUCGUUGCUCAGCUUAUUCGGGAAUGCUCUAUCUCUGAGAAUGCCUUCAUUCCUAGAACUGGGUUCGCCAACAGUUUAGCUGCUUUGCUCAAAUCCCAAGAAGUAGGCCGAGCAACUCCCAUCGCCGAAGCCCUCCUGGAUGAACUCCGAGGUGGUACCAUCAAAUCACCUGCGGUACCUACUCCAGAUGCCAAACCAGGAAUCGAUGGUAAGCUCCAAGAAAGGUUAUCCCAUUACUUCCUCGAAUGGGUUCGAGUCUUCAGCACCAGCAAAAACGCCGAAGUCGCCUUUGUGCCCUACAUCACAUACCUCCAAAAGGAGGGCAUCCUCAACGGUGAAGAUAUCUCAUCAGCCUUCUACCGAACAGCCAUCAACACCGCUGUUGACUUGGAUACUGCUAAACUUCAGCAAGGGCUAUUCUACGGUACGGAUGCUUUAGCGAAGUUGAUUGUACUUAUCGUGAAGAACUACGGUGACAAGAGUGGAACAAGUAGCGUAUCAAGAACGGUAUAUUACUACAACAAGAUCAUCACCAUCAUGUCUUAUUCACUUGUCCAGAAGCAGCUUGAGAUGGGAGAAGCAUUCAAUCAAAGGCCUUGGGCAAGAUUCUUUACCAGCAUGUUGAGUGAACUUCAAUCGAUUGAAUACAACUUGCCUGAAACCUAUCUUGGAUGCUUGAAGCAUUUCGCCAACAACUUGGGUAUCACUCAACCGACUUACGCGCCACGGUUCGCAUUCGGUUGGAUCUCCAUUGUCUCUCAUCGACUAUUCAUGCCUAAAUUACUUCAAACCGCCAGAGAUGAUGGAUGGCCAGAAUAUCAUCGAUGUGUCAUGUGGUUACUCAGAUUCUUGUCGCCAUUUUUGCAAUCGAAUGACCAGAUGUCACCAUCAUCAAGAUCGAUCUUCAAGGCUACUAUCCGAUUGUUGGUCAUUCUCAUGCACGAUUUCCCUGAAUUCUUAGUGGAGUUCUACCAUACUCUCUCUACGGCGAUCCCACCUCAUUGUGUCCAAAUGAGAAACAUCAUUUUGGCUGCUUUCCCAUCCACCGAAGCUCCCUUACCGGACCCAUACAAGAGGUUGGAUCAGUUAGUACCGGAAAUGCAAAGAUUCCCAAUCGUCCGAUCCGACUAUAUCGGCGCUUUGACGGAUGGCAACCUGAAAUCCGCGAUUGACCAAUAUGUCCGAUCGGGUAUACCUGCGUUGCCAUCGAUCGUGAACGAGUUGAAGAAUCGAAUCGCCGUCAAAUCCCUCACUAAUGGGCAUAGCAAUCAAGAUGGUUCUUCAGGUUCGAACGUCACCUGGAACCAUACUUUGCUACAUGCCGCGGUAUUCUACCUUGGUACCACUGCUGUAGCGAGAAGAUAUCAACAGACUGGUGUGGUUGAUUUCGAUGCGAAAGCUCCUGAGGUGGGAGUGUUGACUGGUUUAGCGCAUGCGUUUGAUGCUGAGGGUCAAUACUACAUGCUCAGCGUGAUCGCAGAUCAGCUCCGAUACCCCUCGGCUCACACAUCGUUCUUCAUCCAUUUCAUGCUAUUCCUGUUCGGUACUUCAUCCAGACCGUCAGAGACUCUGCCACCCUCAGCUAUACCCGAACGAAUUGCCAGGAUCUUACUUGAGCGAACUUUAGUCCAACGACCUCAUCCUUGGGGAUUGCUGGUCACGUUUAUCGAGUUGCUUGAUAAUGAAGCGUAUGGAUUCUGGAAACAGCCUUUCGUAAGAGCUGAAGAAGAGGUGUAUAGGUUGUUUGGACAGGUCAGAGGAAGUGUAGUCGCGAGAAGGGAAUUACAGGUUUAA